AUGCCUCCCACCCGCGCUUCAAAUCUUCCCCCCAGUCUACUGAACGGCAUCUUCACCUCCCUCAGCCAACCCUCCCGCCGCUGGUCCCUCCUUCGCACCCUCCAAAGCGACAAUCCCCUCGACAUCAACGGCGAACUCCGCGGCACAGCGUCCUUCCACCCUCUGCGACAUGGCUCCGCCGCCUCCGACCGCCGCGAUGUAGUCUACCGCGAGGAAGGCGAGUUACCGAACACAUUCGGGCCGGGACUACGCUGGACGAAGAAGUACAUCUGGCGGCAGGCGGAGAAUGGGGGGAUAAGCGUUUGGUUUGUGAAGGUGAAGCCGACUGCCAAACAGCCGGAGGUCCAGGAAGAGGAGGACGAGGCGGAUUACCUGUUUCACAACUUUGAUUUUGAAGGGCAGGGGCAGGGGCAGGACGAUGCGGAGACGGUGGACACGAAGGAGCCGACAUUUGUCACGCCGCCGGUGCCGCCGCUCGUUCCCGGAUCGGAAGAGGAUACGGCUGUGAUCAUGGCGAGGGGGAACCAUCUGUGCAUCAAUGAUAUGUAUCGGACUGCGUAUGCGUUCCGGGUACGGCCUGAGUCUGGGGAAGUUGUGAGCUGGUCGAGUCGCCAUGUUGUCAAGGGGCCGAAGAAGAAUCAGGAUAUUGUGAACUUGUAUCGCAUGGAGGGGUAA
Aspergillus pseudoviridinutans is the source of this 675-nucleotide messenger RNA. RefSeq lists its product as uncharacterized. Bases 1 to 675 code for a protein of 224 amino acids. The record is from RefSeq and is a predicted model, not a curated record. The transcript has a single exon. NCBI's taxonomy places the organism in Eukaryota, Fungi, Ascomycota, Eurotiomycetes, Eurotiales, Aspergillaceae.